This is a messenger RNA of Anneissia japonica, 3166 nucleotides long. RefSeq lists its product as uncharacterized. Lineage: Eukaryota; Metazoa; Echinodermata; Crinoidea; Comatulida; Comatulidae. Gene Ontology annotation, molecular function: catalytic activity. Bases 114 to 1079 code for a protein of 321 amino acids. The transcript has a single exon. The record is from RefSeq and is a predicted model, not a curated record.
CUGAGGGCCACAAAUCAAAAUUCUGUAGAAAAAGCAUACAACACUGAAAAGAUGGCGAGGAAGAUAAUGCCGAAUUGACACUAAGUAGAAGUGACGAAUCUUUCCACUUACAAAUGCUAUUUAACAUAAACACUGAAGAAAAUACUACGAAUGAUAUCCUUAGUGAAAAUUGUUUUGUUUUUGAAAGCAACAAAGGUUUGAGUGUAAUGGGUCUCAAUAUUGUUACACUUACAGGUAAAUUUGACAAUUUCAAACAUUUAAUUGAGAAUAAUUCGAUUGAUGUAAUUGUAUUGAAUGAAACAAGGCUUGAUAAUACCAUAAGUGAUCGUGAUGUCAACAUUAAUGAAUAUGAUAUAUAUAGAAAAGAUCGAAACAGGGAAGGAGGAGGAGUAGCUAUGUAUAUAAAUUGUAAUGGUGGAUUCACACAUAAUUUAAGGAAUGACCUCAUGGAUUCAGAAUUAAAGAUGAUUGUGGAAAUUAGACGGCCAAAUACUAAACCAAUCCUCGUACUUGCAUGGUAUCGUCCCCCAAACUCAGAGAUGAGUGUUUUUGAUAAGGUCAGUAAUGUUCUUGAAAAAAUUGAGAGUAUCAAUUAUGAAAUUAUUAUGAUUGGUGACCUAAAUUGGGACCCCAUGUCACCAAACAAGACAUGCUACACUACAAGAAUGAUUGAUUUAGCUAAUAGUUUCCAUCUCCAUCAAUUAUUUUCUGAACCGACAAGAGUGACACAAAACAGUAGGACCCUUAUAGAUCAUAUUUACACGUCAACUCCUAACAAAAUUAAUAAUUCAGGUGUUCUUCAUACUGGUAUCAGUGAUCACUCCGCAGUUUUCGUAAUUCUUGGUAGGGAGAAGAAAGUAAAUCGUAAACACAAAUUCAAAACAUGUAGAAAUUACAAACAUUUUGAUGUACAUAAGUUUAAACAGGAUAUGCAAAAUCUAAACUGGCAAGAACUUAAAGCUUGUAGUAAUGUUGAUGAUGCGGUAGACUACUUUGAAAUCCAGUUUUUAAAAGUAGCAAAUAGACAUGCCCCCCCCUUAAGAAGAAGAGAGUUCGUCAUCAAAGCAGCCCAUGGCUAACAGAUAAGUUAAUCAAUUUGAUGCGUGAGCGUGACAUGCAAAAGAAAAAAGCACAUAAACAUAAUCUUCCUGAAAACUGGUCGAAAUAUCGCUCACUAAAAAACAAAGUCAAUGCUAAAAUAAAAAAGUGCAAAAUGGAUUACUUUUCUGAGAACUUAAAUACUAAUGACACUAAAAAAAUCUGGAAAACCAUUAAACACAUUGUACCUUCCAAAAGUAAAAAUACUGAAAUUCAAACUUUGCACAUUAAUGAAAAUGAGCAAACAUCUGAUCAUACCAAAAUUGCUAAUACCUGUACUCUGAAUGAAUUUUUUUCCAAAGUAGGUCCUAAUCUUGCUAAACACUUUCCUGAAUGUGAGCCAUUAGAUGAAACUAAUGACAACAUACAUGUAGAUUACAAAGACAAAUUCUUUUUUAAUUAUGUUGAUGAAGAAUAUAUUUUAAAACAACUCAGUUUACUCUCUCCAAAUAAAGCAACAGGGAGCGAUAAACUGCCCACCAAAUUAGCCAAGGCUGCUGUAAAUUCAAUUGUAGGUCCACUUACAUACAUUGUAAACCUAUCUCUAUCUAGAGGCCAAUUCCCACUUAAAUGGAAAAAGAAUUUGCCCUGUAUUUAAAGGUGGCGAUAGGUCUAAGGCAAAUAACUACAGACCAAUAUCAAUUUUGCCUGUUUUGUCGAAGGUACUUGAAAGGGCAGUGUUUGAUCAAGUGUACCAAGUUAUUAAUCAAAAUGACAUGAUCUAUGUUUCCCAGUCAGGUUUCCGACCAAAUCAUUCAACUAUGACCUCAUUAAUUAAUGUCACAGAAGACUGGAUAAAUGCUAUUGACCGUGGGCAAUAUACAGGUCUAGUAAUGCUAGACCUUAAAAAAGCAUUUGACAAACUCAAAACAUUUAAGCUUGAUCAAGGUGUUAUCAAAUGGUUUGAAAAUUAUUUAAGUGACCGUUCACAUUCAACUCAUGUAAAUGGGGUACAAUCGAAUGAUUGUAAAAGUGUUCACGGAAUACCCCAAGGUUCUAUCUUGAGGCCGCUAUUAUUUAUGUUACAUGUGAAUGAUUUGCCCAAAAGUGUUCUUAAUGUCAAAAUAAGUAUGUAUGCCGAUGACACAAUAGUUUAUUAUUCAUCUGCAGAUAUUCAGUCUCAUUGAGACCCUCAAUACAGACCUUGAACGUAUCAGAAAAUGGCUAAUUAACAAUAAGCUUACAUUGAAUGUAAACAAAACUGAGUGUAUGUUUAUUGGUACACAACAAAAACUUUCAAAGCUUUCAAAGGUUGAUCUCAAUUUACAUAUUGAGAAUACUUGUUUGAAGAGAGUUGAAAACUGUAAACACCUUGGUGUAUAUAUUGAUGAGAACUUGUCAUGGAACAAGCAGAUUGAAAAUGUAAAAAGUAAAGUUCUACCGGGUCUGUACUACCUAAAGAAGACUUCUGGAUUUCUAUCACAAGACCAGCAAUCUCUCAUGUAUAAAGCAAUCAUUGCCCCACACUUUGACUACUGUAAUGUGGUGUGGGGUAGAUCCUAUCAAAACCUAAAAUAUAAAUUACAAGUUCUACAAAACAGAGCUGCAAAAAUAAUUUUAAAAAAGAAGAGAGAUGAGUCAAGUACACAAGCCCUGCAGAACUUAAAAUGGGAAAAUCUUGAAACUAAAUUGUAUCAUUGUGAAGCUGUCACUAUGUACAAGAUUUUCCAUAAUCUAGCACCAUCUUAUCUGACUAAGCACUUUGCACUCAAAAGAAAAAAUGUACAAUACACGAUCCAGUGAUGUACUUGAGGUAAAAAAAAACCCAACACUACCUCUAAGGAGAAAAGUUUCAGUCACCAUGGUGCUAAGUUAUGGAACAAUCUUACAGAUGAUGUAAGAACUGCACCAAAUGUCAGAACCUUCAAAAAGCUUUUGUAAACUAAAAUUAACAAGUGUUACUAGUGCUUGUUCUUUGUAAAUUGUGUGUUUUACAGUACCUGUAUUCUUUUCCCUAAUAUCAUUUUUUAUAUUGUUAUAAUGGCAUCACGGCCUUGUUGAAAAACACCGGUUGGGUGAUACAAGCUUCCGUGUGUAAAUAAAGAUUUUAUUAUUAUUAUUAUUAAAA